Molecule: messenger RNA, 501 nt
Organism: Ilex paraguariensis (yerba mate)
Lineage: Eukaryota; Viridiplantae; Streptophyta; Magnoliopsida; Aquifoliales; Aquifoliaceae
Source: the annotation of a GenBank genome assembly
AUGGGUGCUGUGAUCAAGCUCGUAGACGCAAUACUCUUCUUCUUCUUCUUGCUCAUAGCUGUGGUAGCUCCGCUCUUUGACGCCCAGAGUUGCCUCCCUCGAGACCUCUACCCGGAUUAUCUCGUCGACCUCAACACCUGGUAUAGCCGCGAGUACGGCGAUUACUUGAUCUCUGAGAAGCCCAACUUCUUCGUCGGCCUUGUCUGGCUCGAGCUUCUCUUCUUGUGGCCUCUUUCCAUCGCCAAUCUCUACGGCAUUGUCGCCGGAAAGUCUUGGCUUAGAACCACCAGCUUGAUCUAUGGCGUUUCCAUUUCCACUUCCAUGGUUGCCAUCCUAUCAGAAUUGAAGGGAUCCGGUAAAGCACCAGAUAAACUGUUGAUGGUGUACUACCCUUUCCUGGGUUUAUCUGUUUUAGCUAUUUUGCGUGGUCUGCUACCACGUUCUGGGAAUACUCCUGCAAUUGGCACUAGACCUGCACUGAUUAGGAAAAAGAAGGCUUGA